UGUUCAGACGGUGAUAAGGCGUGCCACCUGUGGACGGUGGUGGAUCUGGCCUUCUUUGUGCUGAUGGGUAUAGUGGGGGGGCUGCUGGGCGCUCUCUUCAACUGCAUCAACAAACGCCUCGCCAAGUACCGCAUGAAGAACGUCCACCCCAAGGCCAGGGUCAUCAGGGUGUUGGAGAGUCUGCUCGUUUCCAUGGUGACGACGGUGGUGAUCUUCGUGGCCUCGAUGACCCUGGGAGAAUGUCGGGACCUGUCUCCCCCCACAACACACAACUCCACUGUGCUGGAGGCAGUUAAUGUAAAUGUGGAUGUGAACUCCACCAUCAGGCAGUUCUUCUGCUCCAAUAAGAGCUACAAUGACAUGGCCACGCUGUUCUUCAACCCUCAGGAGGUGGCUAUACAUCAGCUCUUCCACCAGGACGCUACCUUCAGCCCGGUGACUCUGUCCAUCUUCUUUGUGCUGUAUUUCCUGCUGGCGUGUUGGACGUACGGCGUGUCCGUCCCCAGCGGUCUCUUUGUCCCCUCGCUGCUCUGCGGGGCGUCUCUGGGGCGACUGGUGGCCAACGUCCUUAAGAUGAACCUGGGUAUGCAGAUCUACCCCGGGACCUUUGCUCUGAUUGGUGCAGCUGCCUUCUUAGGGGGCGUGGUCCGCAUGACCAUCAGCCUGACAGUCAUCCUGAUCGAGUCGACCAAUGAGAUCACUUACGGCCUUCCCAUCAUGAUCACACUGAUGGUUGCUAAGUGGACAGGGGACUUCUUCAAUAAGGGCAUCUAUGACAUCCACAUCCUACUGAAGGGAGUACCUCUGCUGGAGUGGGAGACUGAGGUGGAAAUGGACAAACUGACGGCCAGUGACAUCAUGGACCCCAACCUGACGUACGUGUAUCCUCACACGCGUGUCCAAUCACUGGUCAGCAUCCUGCGGACCACCGUCUACCACGCCUUUCCCGUCGUCACGGAGAACAGAGACAACGAGCGCGAGUUUAUGAAGGGCAACAUCCUCAUCAGCAACAAUAUUAGAUUCAAGAAAACAAGUGUGUUGACGCGAGCAGGUGAGCAGAGGCGGCGUUGCCAGUCGAUGAAGUCAUACCCGUCCAGCGAACUCCGCAACGUGUGUGACGAUCAGGUGCCGGUGGAGCCAACAGAGGAGGGCCAGGACAUACUGCAGCAGAUGCUGGAGAGGAGACAUAUACCAUACCCCAACCUGUACCCAGAUCAGUCUCCCAGCGAGGACUGGACCAUGGAGGAGCGAUUCCGACCUUUGACCUUCCACGGCCUCAUUCUGCGCUCGCAGCUCGUCACCCUGCUCAUCCGCGGAGUGUGUUAUGCUGAGAACCAAUCGAGCGCGACACAGCCACGUCUGUCCUAUGCUGAGAUGACAGAAGAUUACCCACGAUUCCCUGACAUCCACGACCUGGACCUGGCCCUGCUCAACCCCCGAAUGAUUGUGGAUGUCACACCGUAUAUGAACCCCAGCCCCUACACGGUGUCGCCCAACACACACGUUUCUCAGGUGUUUAACCUCUUCAGGACCAUGGGGCUCCGACACCUACCCGUGGUCAAUGCCGUCGGAGAGAUUGUGGGAAUCAUUACGAGACACAACCUCACACACGAGUACCUGGUGGCCAAACUCAGACAGCAUUACAUCACCAUCUGAGGGGAAGGGCCAUCCUUCAUCGGCUUCACUGAUUGGACUGCCCUCGGCCCAGACCCCACCCACCAGACCAGCACGGAAUCCAAGGGUAGACGAUGCCCGCUAUCCUCCUUCCCAUUCCUGGCACAACAUGUGUGCCCCUCCACACAAACGCACACGCACACAAACCAAAUCAGAGAGAGAGAGAGAGAGAGACACUCACACACUAACAUA
Messenger RNA from Clupea harengus (Atlantic herring), 1866 nucleotides. It is a transcript of the gene clcn6, whose product is annotated as chloride transport protein 6. The annotation marks the transcript as partial. The transcript is spliced from 12 exons. The record is from RefSeq and is a predicted model, not a curated record. Gene Ontology annotation, biological process: chloride transport; transmembrane transport. Lineage: Eukaryota; Metazoa; Chordata; Actinopteri; Clupeiformes; Clupeidae. Gene Ontology annotation, cellular component: lysosomal membrane; intracellular membrane-bounded organelle. Gene Ontology annotation, molecular function: voltage-gated chloride channel activity.